AUGGGCACUACACGAGUGGGGGUCUUAUUAUUGGGCACAUUGCUCAUGCUUGUGCAAAAUGUCGCCGCCAUCAAGUAUAAGAUGACCGUCGACAGUAACUGCGACUGUUACCUCACCAAUGGAAGCACUGGGACCUUUUUCAAGACGCACAAAUUUUUCGACUUCCGGUCCCGGUCGGACUUGGUCAACGUGCCCUCGUCGUACGCCUCGGACCCGGACGCGGCCAGCAACGCCGACGUCGCCAGCGACUACUUCAACUCGGACGAGUGGACCGAUGCCUGGAGCAUUCAGCAGUGGAACAAUAGCGCCAACCUCGACGACGGCGACGCCAACGUCUUCAUGGUCAACUCGCCCGCCAAUGUCUACAUUGACGCCAAUACGGACCCUGACGCCGGCUCUGAGACGUACCUGACGCUGCGGACCGUCCGCCUGGACGAGUUUCAGACGGCCGCCGAGUUCGAGUCCAUUGCCCAGGCCUACCACUAUGCCUCGGCGCGCAUGUACGCCCGCACCGUCGGGCCCCCCGGCGCCAUUGCGGCCAUGUUCACGUACCGGGGAUCCGACGACCCCAACGCCAUCCAGGAGGCCGACCUGGAAAUCCGCACCAUGGACCCUCCCGACGUGAUCCAGUACACGAACCAGCCGGCCUACAACCGCCAGGGCGACCCCGUGGACCGGGCGACGCGCAACGCCACCGUGCCCGUGGGAUGGGACGACUGGGCGGUGCACCGCAUGGACUGGAGCCCCUCGAGCACCAUGUGGUACGUCGACGGCGUCAAUGUCAGCCAGAUUGGCUUCCAGACCCCGCGCGACCCCAGCUCCGUCAUCUUCAACAUGUGGUCCGACGGCGCCCACUGGAGCGGCAACAUGUCCGUCGGCGACGAGGCCUACCUCCAGAUCCAGUGGAUCGAGCUCGUCUAUAAUGCCACCGACGAUACCGAGGCCUCUGAUAAUAGCGGCGGCGCCAAGCACCGGCUGUCGAGUAGGAGCUGGUUGUCCCCGCGGGAUGAUGACGACGAUGGUGACACGUGCCACAAGGUGUGCAGCAUUGACGAUACUGAUACCCUGGGCACACCAGUACUGCUUUCAAACGGCCCUAUUGUCGUGAUAUUCGGGAGUGCGAAAUAUUGGGUAUCUGCUCUUACUUUGGUAGUUGUGUACUGGAUAUUCUAA
This is a messenger RNA of Pestalotiopsis fici W106-1, 1173 nucleotides long. RefSeq lists its product as uncharacterized. Lineage: Eukaryota; Fungi; Ascomycota; Sordariomycetes; Amphisphaeriales; Sporocadaceae. The record is from RefSeq and is a predicted model, not a curated record. Gene Ontology annotation, biological process: carbohydrate metabolic process. Gene Ontology annotation, molecular function: hydrolase activity, hydrolyzing O-glycosyl compounds. The coding region runs from base 1 to 1173 and encodes 390 amino acids. The transcript has a single exon.